Ornithodoros turicata is the source of this 3255-nucleotide messenger RNA. RefSeq names its product protein Wnt-9a-like. The transcript is spliced from 4 exons. Lineage: Eukaryota; Metazoa; Arthropoda; Arachnida; Ixodida; Argasidae. Gene Ontology annotation, molecular function: frizzled binding; cytokine activity. The record is from RefSeq and is a predicted model, not a curated record. The coding region runs from base 377 to 1486 and encodes 369 amino acids. Gene Ontology annotation, biological process: neuron differentiation; cell fate commitment; canonical Wnt signaling pathway. Gene Ontology annotation, cellular component: extracellular region.
GACAGAAACCGUUUCUGGAUAGCGGCUGUAACAGACCCAGCUGUUCGAACUUCCUGUAAUACGCUCUCAAGCCCCGUUCGAGCGUACGUAAGCGGAUACUCCUGACGAUCAUCCCGCAAGCGACGAGAUCUUUCUAUCAGUAGCUCGACCGGAACGCAGUCAUCCAGCGGCGGGUCGCCUGCCAGGAGCCAUGGGUAUCUGGUUGCGGCGUUCGUAACAGGUCUUGUUCAUUGUAGCUGUUUCGGUAGCAAGCACGUGGACGACGGACGUCAAUCCCUCGGGUGGCUUUCUUAAUGUAUAAUCCUCCUCCCUCGAUUUAUCUCUUGGCCAUCGAGCUCCACUCGAAGGUCCAGGCCUGCUUGUGGCCUCUGAAUGAAUGGACACGGCGCUGUCGGACAUGCAAGCGCUUCAAGCUCCGAUGGGGGCCACCGGAUUCAUCCGCCUGCUCUUUGGCUUCUGGCUGUGCUGCCAGCUGUGCGAAACUGUUGGGCUACGAAGAAUGCUGUCUGUGUGGCCUCCUGAGAGAAAAGAACGCAACCUGUCUAUGGUGGAAUCAUUCUGCACAGCAGUUAAGAGGCGGGGACCCUGGCUACGCAGAAUGUGCAGGCAUACCCCGGCUCUGGCUGAGGUCGUGGCACAGGGCCUUCAGCAGGGCCUCGAUGCCUGCAGAAGUCAGUUCAGGGACGAACGGUGGGACUGUGAUCUGAGACAGAGGAGAAGACGAGAAAUAAUCUCCAGGAAAGUGUACCGUGAGACAGCAGUGCUGUACGCGACGACGGCUGCGAGUUUGACACAUACCUUGGCACGGGCCUGCAGUGCAGGUCGCCUGCUACGACGGUGCUCUUGCGACGACGAGUCGCAGGGACCUGCAGCCAAUCGAGACGCAUGGCGGUGGGGCGGCUGUAGUGAUAACUACCACUACGCUGCAAAGUUCUCUAGGCGUCUCUUGGCAGACACCUACGAAAUACGAAGGAAGGCCAACAGAAAACCAAAGUGUCAUGUAGGGUACCGAGAACCAGUCGACAGGCACAACAUUGGAGUGGGUGUCCGUAUUCUUCGGCGUGAUCAUCGAGAGGUCUGCAGAUGCCACGGCAUGUCUGGGUCCUGCUCCGUUAAAACUUGUUGGAAUCGCUUGGGCAGUUACGAAGCAGCAGCAGCGGCCCUCAAGAAGAAGUACAAGAAAGCCGUCGUAGCUAACAUCCUGGAGAACCAGACUGGCGCCAGGAAUAGCACGUUCGCCCUGAAAGCUCGUGACAAGCUUUUGUACCUGCACGAGUCACCAAGUUUCUGCGACGGGAACCCGUUGUCCUCUGGAACGCGUGAACGUAGCUGCGAGGCAGAGAACUGUGACUUCCUCUGUUGUGGAAGAGGAUACAACUCUUUCCAAAAUACAUUCACGGAACAAUGCCACUGCCGCGUAAAAUGGUGCUGCAAUGUGCAGUGCCAAAGCUGCACGGUACAGCGCCAAGUGAACACCUGUAAGUGAGCUGCCCGCAAGCCGUUUCUGCAGGACGCACUCGCACAGCACAUGCGCAACAAAGCUGUUGUUUUUACUUUUCCCAGAAGUAUCUUCUACAGGAGUGCUAUAGAACGCAGCGUACAGGUGAUGUCAGCGGAAAGCACAGGAAAAAAAAAAAGACAUUUCACACGUCACACUUGAAGUGUCUCACGACAGAAAGGAGUCUGUACAAAGCCGACAACGCACGUCAGAGGGCGUCGAUAGUUUGUCCCCGUCCAGACGACAUUUGAGCACGAAAGCGGAAAUGAACGCAAGCAACGCAGUUCUUGUGUGCGAAGUGGGAAAUUUACAGCGAGCUCUUUAAGACAGCAGCGGGUGUAUGAAGAGCGGGUGGAGUCUCUUCUGUCUCCUCAUCGUCUGCCUGUGGUCGUUGUUCCUCUUUAGGGCCGGACGUACGAUCCACUAUGUACAUUUCGUUUGUGUACGCUUAUAGGGGCUCCCUCUAUCCGGGAGGGACCGUGGCACGUUUGCGAAACGGGGUGGAGGCGUGCACUAGUUUGCCAUACGCGCACCUGUCACUAGAACUCGUGUUAUUUACUGCCGAUGCGGGCGCAGUAAAGAGUUUUAGGUAAAUGCAAUAUGUGUUUCCGCGUGCAGCAGGAACAGAGUCAGCACUUGCCACAGCUUGAAGGGAAACACACACUUGAAAGACGUAGCUUGAAAGCUGUUGUUGUAGCGGUUACGAACAGGUCGACCGUUCCACUGUGUCCCAGCACGUUUGACAGGUGACUUUGCAGCAGUACUGGAAGGUGCAGUUGCAAGCGGUGCUGAUUAACAUGUGACGCGUUUCUUGACCUCUGCCACAGCAUAGGUUCUGGCAGCCUUCGGGUCCUGAAGACUCGCGCUCGCAAAGGCGACCUCGUGUCCCCAGAGAUCCAGAGCGGCGAUCCCCCUCGCAGAAGUCUGGAGAGGUUUCGGAGUAGACGAUGUCUUGCCGCGUAGGGGUUGGGCCCUGAAGCGCGAAGCCCUUUCCCGUGUUGCCUGCUGAGACACGUACAGCAUUUUCCAACUGGCCACGCAGCCGCCGUCCAACUUUGCUGAAUUGAGGCAACCGUAGCCAACAGGUUCUCAGGGAACAGGUUCCGGACAUGCCGUGGCAGCGGCAAACGCGUUCAAGGUUUUGCCGAACCGCCUGCAAAUAUAUAUAAAAGAAUGAGAGUUCAGUUACAAUUACAAAUCCAGUUGCACAUGAAGAUGCCCUGCCAGGGUAGCGUGAAAUUAUAUUGUGUAGAUCAGGGCCCGCUUGCAGGCGCAUUGAGAAAAUUCCUCAGUGGAGCCCUCAGUAGCUUUGACAGUGCUCUAUGCAGUAGCAGUGCAAUAGUAUGCAGUGCAGUAGUAUACAAUGCUCUAUGCAAUGGUAUGCAGUGCAGUAGCGUUAAGGACUGCAGAGCGUGCCCGAAAGCACGACUGAAGCUGCUGAGGACACCACUGGGGAGUCUCCUCGACGUUCUUGCAAGCUGAGCGGGCCCUGUACAGGACGUAUCGUGUGGUUAUCCUUAUUCGGUGGCCCACCGUGCACCACGAUACUGGUGUGCACUUGCUGUAGAGCUUUUGCAAAGAGAUAAGGGGCAUACACUCUCUCCACUACCUCCCGCGCAGCAAAGAUAUGUUUGGAUAUAUUUCUCAAGCACCACAGGUACAACUGUGGGAAGCGCCUUUCUCUGGGGGGCGCACAAAGUUUCUCAGUGAUCUCCGGUUAAGUUUUAAUAAAAAAUAAAUAAAUUUUAUUUUGAAAG